AUGAGAGGGAGGCAGCGAGGAGUGGUGAAUCGGAGCGGGGGAGGGUGCGUCUCCGGGAUUCGACGAGCCGAAGGGAAGAAAGAGAAUGGAGCAGCAGCGAGGGUCGAUGGGUUCCGAAGAGAUGAGGGCGUGAAGAAGCAGCGAUUGAGGAAGGAGGUUCCUUCGGUGCUUGGCUGGACAGAUAAGGAAAAAGAAAUGAAAGCAUCGGGGUGGGGUUGUUGCUCCGAUCAAUACCAAAGCAGUGAGAGAGGGUGGGAGAAGCACAUCUGGUUUUCGACUGAACCAAGGGAGGAAAGAAAAAGAACUCAGAAACGGAGGUAGGAAGAGGUGGUACAGUUGCUUUGAUUGAGUGUUGUUUUCAGCUGAAGAAUUGUGCACGUAACCUGUUUCUUUUCAACUUGAUGUGCUGGAAACAAGGAAGAAGAAGAGAGAGCACGUUUACUUUGAGUGUUCAUUUGUGUUGUUCAUCUGAGUGUCACUUUGUAUAAUCUGAAAAUUGUGGGAUUGUUCAAAGUAUAACUGGAUAUUAAGAGAGAGCACGUUUACUUUGAGUGUUCAUUUGAGUUGUUCAUUUGAGUCACAAUUUCUAUAAUCUGAAAAUUGUGGGAUUGUUCAAAAUAUAACUGGAAAUUGGAUGUU
Messenger RNA from Lactuca virosa, 639 nucleotides. The record is from the annotation of a GenBank genome assembly. NCBI's taxonomy places the organism in Eukaryota, Viridiplantae, Streptophyta, Magnoliopsida, Asterales, Asteraceae.